ACCUGUUUUUUCUGCCUGUUUUCCCGCCAUUACGCCAUUAUUCGUCAUUUUGGUCUGUGAUUCCUUAUUGUAUUGUCGAUUCCUAUCUAAAAAGAAUUACUUUUUUAGGUUAAUUUAAAUUGAAUUAUUUCCAUUUUCAACUAUUGUACCAUAGUUUGUGAAAAUCAUAAAUUUUCAUAUAAAACAAAAACCAAACCUUUUUUUCCAUCAUGAAAAGAGGUGCUUUAAUAAUUAUUGAAGGCGUGGACAAGACUGGUAAAACUACACAAUGCAAGGAACUCGGUAAAUAAUGGAUAUAUUUUACAAAAGAAACUUGAAAAAUUUAAACAAUAAAAAUGUGCAUGCAGAAUACACAAACUUUCCAGCAAGGUACACUGAGAUUGGCAGAACAAUUCACAAUUAUUUAACAUUUAAGAAUAAUAUUUCCGAUGAAGCUGUCCAUCUUCUAUUCUCUGCAAAUAGAUGGGAACGAGCUCAGGAUAUUAUAAAGAUAUUAGAACAAGGGACAAGUCUUAUUAUUGACCGGUACUGUUUCUCUGGGGUUGCAUACUCCGCUGCUAAAGGUUUAGAUUUAAAUUGGUGCAAAUCACCGGAUAUUGGUUUGCCAAAACCUGACAAAGUAUUCUUUCUUACAAUGCCUCUGGAUGUAGCACAAGCUAGACAGGGCUAUGGAUCUGAAAGAUAUGAGCAGCUUGAAUUUCACACAAAAGUAGCUGAAGUAUUUUCACAAUUACAAGACGAUACUUGGGAUGUCUUAGACGCAUCCAGAUCCAUAGAAUCUAUACAAAAGGAGUUAUUUGAGAAAACGUUGAAUAUUGUUAACAAUGUUAUAGACAAGCCAUUAGGUAAGGUAUGGAGUGAAUAGGCCCAAAGGUCUAAUCUCAUAAGAACAAGUUGAUACCAAUAUAUUUUUGAUAUAUGAUAAAGCUAAUAUAUAAAGAGGAACACAAUGAAUAAUUGUGUGAAACUAUUACUAGUAGUCUGUGUAUCUACUAUGUGCAUUCAAUCAUGCUGAGGUUAUCUGAGUUUAUUUUGUACUUGUUUUUUUGUUUUAAGUUUUGCUCUGAAAUAUUUUAAUUAUAUUUCAUUUUUCAAAAUUUAACCAUUAUUUUGAUUGAAAAUGUAUUUAAAAAUACAUUAUUGAAAAAUAUAUAUCGUUAAAUAUUUUUUGAUUUAAAAAGGUGUAUAAAAUUAAAAGCAUAUAUAUAUGUAUACUGGUGUAAUUAAAUAUAAUUUACCAAAUAAAAAUAUAUAUUGAA
Messenger RNA from Galleria mellonella (greater wax moth), 1259 nucleotides. RefSeq lists its product as uncharacterized. Gene Ontology annotation, biological process: dUDP biosynthetic process; dTTP biosynthetic process; dTDP biosynthetic process. Gene Ontology annotation, cellular component: cytosol; nucleus; cytoplasm. Gene Ontology annotation, molecular function: dTMP kinase activity; ATP binding. The record is from RefSeq and is a predicted model, not a curated record. The transcript has 6 exons. The coding region runs from base 290 to 865 and encodes 191 amino acids. NCBI's taxonomy places the organism in Eukaryota, Metazoa, Arthropoda, Insecta, Lepidoptera, Pyralidae.